AUGACGAGCAACACUGCAGAUUCCCACCCUCUCGGGCACGUGGAUUUCUAUACUGGCCGAUGGCAUCCUAGCGAGAUGAGCGACAAGGACCCCAUUCCGGAGGAAUACAGGCAUCUCGCGAGUCCUCCCCAGCCUGAAGCCACUCCUCCUGCCUCGGUCUACACCCACAGCUCAGCAACCUUGGACAACCGAUCUGUUAAAAGCAGAUCUGUCAACAACGAGACCUUCAUACAUGAGGAAGAAAAUACUCAGUCUCCCGAAAAUGGGUCCAUCCCAUUUGAGAACACCAGCAAGGGGUCCUUCGAUAUCGCCUCCACCAUCCCGUAUGAGAAACUUGUCAAUGAGACCAUUGAGAACGGAGUCAUUCCGGAUCAGAAUAUCUACUAUCUACCCCCGGAGAACGGGUUCAUCCAGGAUGAGGGCAUGUACAACCCGUCCCCAGAGAAUGGGUUCUCCCCAUAUGGGAGCCUCAACAUCGAGUCCCCCAAGAGUGGACAUAUCUCUGAUGACAGCUACAACAUUGCCCCCCUCACCUGCCCCGCUAGCAGCGAGGGAACUCCAACCUACGAGGAAGUCUAUCAAACAAUUAAGCAGGACGUCCUCGAUGCGUCAGAAAGUGAUGUCGACACAAUAGUUUACGGCCCUAUAAAACCAGACAUGGGAUACCAGAUGGCAUGUGCAAUAGCCAACGACAUCAACGAUAUAGACAAUAUGAAGACCCAUGUCCAUUACGACUCAUUGACGCAGCGAUUUGAAAUCAGCAAACAAACGAGCAUAUCCGACACGAUCGGAGAAUGGUUCAGCAGAGUGAUCAGGGGGUUGUACCUUCACGGAAAAUUGACCGUCUCCGAGUUUCGACAGUUAAUGAUUCUUGAAGGGGAAUGGACCGACGGCUUCACCUACCCAUACUACCUAUCCGCCAAACAACCCGCUAUCCAAGUACGCACACCCGACCAGAAAAUGCCGCGCAUUGUUUUCGAAAUCGGCUGGAAGGAGAGUAUAGACCGGAUGUACAACGACGUGGAUCUCUGGGGUUACGGCAGCUAUCCGAACGUGCAAGUCGUUAUCCUUGUUCAGUGGACGCUUCAUCUUGACAAUCGAGUUGAAGGGGCUAUAAUGGUUUAUAGACCCCAGGUAGAUCAAAUUGAAGUGGAUGGUGCGGUGGAAUUUUACAGGAAAGGGAUGCAGUUGGUGCAGAUUGAGUCGAUAUUUCCAAAACCGCUCUCAGGACGACGAGAAAAAAAGAUUUGUUUGAACCGGGGAGAGCUUUUCGGGAAUGCGUUAGUGCCGGGUCGGGAUCCGACGGAAGUUUUUGAGUUCUAUUUGAACGAGUUGCAGGACCUUGCGGAAGCAAAUAUCAGAGAAUGUGGGCUUUUGCCGGCAGAGUAUGACAAUGAAGAGAUGGGGCUUGAUUUUGGUUUUGGAGAGAAUUAA
Aspergillus affinis is the source of this 1434-nucleotide messenger RNA. RefSeq lists its product as uncharacterized. The record is from RefSeq and is a predicted model, not a curated record. The coding region runs from base 1 to 1434 and encodes 477 amino acids. NCBI's taxonomy places the organism in Eukaryota, Fungi, Ascomycota, Eurotiomycetes, Eurotiales, Aspergillaceae. The transcript is spliced from 3 exons.